Arachis ipaensis is the source of this 2556-nucleotide messenger RNA. Its product is annotated as somatic embryogenesis receptor kinase 2. Gene Ontology annotation, molecular function: ATP binding; protein kinase activity. The record is from RefSeq and is a predicted model, not a curated record. NCBI's taxonomy places the organism in Eukaryota, Viridiplantae, Streptophyta, Magnoliopsida, Fabales, Fabaceae. Gene Ontology annotation, biological process: protein phosphorylation.
AGAAGAAAAAGGUGGGGGAUAUAAUGUCAUGAUUUUCAUUUUGUUUUAGUAAAGUUUGGUUUUUUUGUUUCAUUUUUCUUUUUUUUUUUGGUUUAGUUGGGGUUUCUGGGUUACUCCAAAAAGUGUGUACUUUGAUGAGAUCGGGUUUUGGGGUGUGUUGUACUGUGGUGUGGUGGGUGGUAAUGCUGGAGAUUUGGGCUCCUUGCAUGUGAGAUUUGGGACUUAGGGUUUUGGGUCAUUGUUCUUUUCUUAUUCUGGUGGUGGUGGUGGCGGAGGAGGAGGAGGAGGAAGGGGGUUUCUCUGUGAUGGUGUGUCGGGUUGUGAGGUGUUGUUUGGAUCUGAGGUUGUUCUCGCUGUUGCUAUUGUUGGUUACAUAGUUGAGAUGGAGAGAAAGUUCUGGGCUUUAGCUUUCAUCUUGUGGUUCUUGUUGGUUCAUCCACUAUGGCUCAUUUCUGCUAACAUGGAAGGCGAUGCUUUACAUAGUCUGAGGACAAAUUUACAGGAUCCUAACAAUGUUUUGCAAAGUUGGGAUCCCACACUUGUGAAUCCUUGCACAUGGUUUCAUGUAACAUGCAACAAUGAUAACAGUGUCAUAAGAGUUGAUCUUGGAAAUGCUGGUUUGUCUGGUCAACUUGUUACACAACUUGGUCAACUCAAGAAUUUGCAGUAUUUGGAACUUUACAGCAAUAACAUUACUGGCCCUAUUCCAAGUGACCUGGGGAAUCUUACUAACUUGGUGAGCUUGGAUCUGUACCUAAAUAGUUUCACUGGCCCUAUCCCUGAUUCAUUGGGAAAGUUGUCGAAAUUGCGGUUUCUCCGGCUUAACAACAACAGCUUGACGGGCCCCAUUCCAAUGUCACUGACUAAUAUUUCAUCUCUUCAAGUUCUGGAUUUGUCUAAUAACCAUCUGUCUGGUGUGGUUCCUGAUAAUGGCUCCUUCUCAUUAUUCACUCCCAUCAGUUUUGCCAACAACUUGGGUCUAUGUGGACCAGUCACUGGACAUCCUUGUCCAGGCUCUCCUCCAUUUUCGCCUCCUCCCCCUUUUGUGCCUCCUCCCCCAAUUUCUGCCCCUGGAGGUGGUAGUGCCACUGGGGCAAUAGCCGGAGGAGUUGCUGCUGGCGCUGCUCUAUUAUUUGCUGCUCCUGCAAUUGCAUUUGCAUGGUGGCGUCGAAGAAAGCCGCAAGAAUUUUUCUUUGAUGUGCCUGCUGAGGAGGAUCCCGAGGUCCAUCUUGGGCAACUUAAGAGGUUCUCACUACGUGAACUGCAAGUUGCGACAGACAGUUUCAGCAAUAAGAACAUUCUCGGUAGAGGAGGAUUUGGUAAAGUGUACAAAGGACGUCUGGCAGAUGGUUCAUUGGUCGCUGUGAAAAGAUUGAAAGAGGAACGCACACCUGGUGGGGAGCUUCAGUUUCAAACUGAAGUAGAGAUGAUUAGCAUGGCUGUGCAUAGGAAUCUCCUACGUUUACGUGGAUUUUGUAUGACACCAACAGAAAGGCUACUUGUUUAUCCUUACAUGGCGAAUGGAAGUGUUGCCUCAUGCUUAAGAGAGCGUCCUGCACAUCAAGAACCACUAGAUUGGCCAACCAGGAAAAGAAUUGCUUUGGGAUCAGCAAGGGGACUUUCGUAUUUGCACGAUCACUGUGAUCCAAAGAUUAUUCAUCGUGAUGUGAAAGCUGCAAAUAUAUUAUUGGAUGAGGAGUUUGAGGCUGUCGUUGGGGACUUUGGACUGGCAAAACUUAUGGAUUACAAGGACACCCAUGUGACAACUGCCGUACGGGGCACAAUUGGACACAUAGCUCCGGAGUACCUAUCUACCGGUAAAUCUUCAGAGAAAACCGAUGUUUUUGGCUACGGAAUCAUGCUUCUGGAGCUUAUUACCGGACAAAGAGCUUUUGACCUUGCUCGACUUGCAAAUGAUGAUGAUGUUAUGCUUCUUGAUUGGGUAAAAGGGCUUCUGAAGGAGAAAAAGCUUGAAAUGUUGGUUGAUCCUGAUCUACAUAACAAUUACAUAGAAGCCGAGGUAGAGCAGUUAAUCCAAGUCGCGCUGCUCUGCACACAAGGCUCCCCAAUGGACCGGCCGAAGAUGUCAGAAGUGGUACGAAUGCUUGAAGGCGAUGGCUUGGCAGAAAGAUGGGACGAGUGGCAAAAAGUGGAAGUUCUCCGGCAGGAAGUGGAACUAGCUCCUCAUCCUAAUUCUGAUUGGAUAGUUGACUCUACUGAGAAUCUACAUGCAGUGGAGUUAUCUGGUCCAAGGUGACCUUAGCAUAGUACUUAAGUUUGAGAAGUAAAAAAAAAAAUGGAAUUAUUUAUGACUUAUUUUUUAACUAUAAAAGUUUUCCUCACUUUUUACUUUUAUUAUUAUUAUUAGUAUUAUUAUUAUUUUUUCCUUCUCUUUUUCUUUUUGGUUCCUUUGGAAGUACCGUAUCCUCUGAUUACAUCUUCAUGUAAGUCACUUGCAUUAUAUUCAUUUUACAUUUGUGCAUAGGAGGUUCACUUUGUCAAGUUGCAAUAUUUGUAUCAUCUAAUGCAGUUUUGAUGAAGUGAUGAUUUUUCUUU